Messenger RNA from Linderina pennispora, 938 nucleotides. RefSeq lists its product as uncharacterized. The transcript has a single exon. The record is from RefSeq and is a predicted model, not a curated record. NCBI's taxonomy places the organism in Eukaryota, Fungi, Kickxellomycota, Kickxellomycetes, Kickxellales, Kickxellaceae. The coding region runs from base 54 to 548 and encodes 164 amino acids.
UGUUCUUCGCCUUCGCUCCUUGAUUUUUAUUUCAUUUUACCAUUUUUCCUGCCAUGGGAUUCUUUGACAAGCUUUUCGGCAAGCCGGCAACCGCAGCCCACUGCUGCCCCCACUGCGCCGAGCGCGACAGGCGCUAUGGCGAGUACUGGCGCUACAAGACCCCGCUGACCGUCUGCACGCAUUGCGACUGUGCGCCUACCAACGGCCACCAGUGCACUGUCAAGUCGCACUACGACGUAUAUGAAUGUACUACGGCGCGCAAAAAGGACAAGCCCAAGGAGAGGUUCUCGCUGUUCCCGAAAUCCGACAGCACUGCGCAACCCAAGCGGCCUGUGGUCAAGCACUACCAUCACCACCACCACCACAGCGAACAGCCUGCCAGAAAGCCCGCAAAGACUGUGGUCAAACACCACCAUUACUACGAUGAACAGCCCACCACGUCAUACACCGUGACAUUCCCGCCGUCGCCGCCCCCGGGCCCGUCACCGGACAACAAAGUGUACAUAUACACACCAGGCAACUGGCGCAUCACCAACGUGCAUUCAUAGUCAUGUGUAUUCUUCAAACAAGAUGCUUCGCCUUUCCCUUUUUCUUAUUUUUCUUUUGCUUGCCAGGCUUGGGCUGCGCAGCCGGCUCCUCCUCGUCGUUGUUGGCGCCGGGCGGCGGCAUGCCAGGCAACACAGGCAUGGCACCCGAGUCAAUCAGAUCCUGCAGCGUCGGCUCCUUCUCGCGCUCGGCACUGACGUGGGGCAUUCUCUCGGCCACAUAGCGCAUCAGCUUCUUGCGCGUCUGGAUGUCAUGGCGGACCGGCCGGUGUUCCUCGUCAAAGAGCUGCACGCGCACGCGCCCGGGGUUGAAGAAAUCGCGCGGGUGCAUCUUGCCCGGCUCGUAGCACACGUUGAAGCCGACCUCCUUGACCGCGGCUGCGAUCUGCCGCG